AUCUCAUGUGGGUGUUAUUUAUUCUGUUAUCAUGAUUCGAGUUUUCCCGUCUAGUGGUUAGAUAAUAAUAAUAAUAAUAAUAAUACAACCAACGUUAUUUUAAUUCUCAUCAUCACUUAUUCAUCACCAUCAUCAACGUCAUCAGCAUUUCAUCAACCUAAUGAGACAUCUUCAAAUGCCACCAUCAGUAGUCGAAUCAUCUUUUCUCAGAUAUUGAUGUUUGUCUGUGUGUAGGUGAUUCAAGUCAACCACCACCCUCUCUCUCUGUAUACCAACUGCCAAUCAACAUUAUCACUAAAGGAUAAUCACUUAUUCGCAUUUGACUACUUCAUGAAUAUGUAUAUAUCGAAUGAAAAGGAUGGAAGGAAGCUGAUAAAAUAUUGAAAAUAUUGCAAAAUAUAUAUUUAUGUAUAAAAAACAGUAACAGUAAUUAAUCUCAGUCUUGUUAUCAUCUUUCAAUGUGAUAAAUUCUUCUGUUUAUCGUUUAUUUCUUGAAUGAAUAGUGUACACAGUUGACAAACAAGCAACAACCACAUCAAUUGAUUCACUAGACUUCCAAGUGUAUUCAAAGUAUUUCAAAGAAGAUAAAUUAUGCGAUUUGAUUGGUGGAUGAUUUCUACAGAUUUCAGUGUUUCACUCUUACUCAUACUACUACUUCUGUUAUUGCAUUUCACAAGUAGUCAUCAAAUGCCAACAAUUAUUUAUAAUCUUGCCGAUGAAACACCAGCUGGUUCAUUGAUCGGUAAUGUGGCAGAAAACUUAUCUCCAGACUAUGCAUUGAAGUAUACAUUUCUUUUAAUUUCUUCAACAAAAUUUCAAUAUUUAAGUGACUUCUUUCGAAUAUCUCCUAACGGGGAUUUGAUCACCCUGCGUCAUAUUGAUCGUGAUAAUACAAAUGAAGUAUGCGGUCCAUUGGAUUGUUGUUCUUUGCCGAUAUGUCAGACUGAAGCGAAUGUAAUUCUUACUAAGCAGCAAUGGGGAAAACGUGAAAAGUUUGAUGCUUCUAAGACAAAGGAAUCUACAAAAGGUGAUGGAACUGAUGAAGAGGCGUUAGAACAACACAGAGCCGGUAACUUGAAUGAGUCUAGCGAACAACGCAUGAUAAGACUGUUCAUCAGAAUUAAUGACGCGAAUGAUAACCCCCCGACUUUCAUAUCAACUAAUGUGAUUAACCAGGAUACAGGGAAUUCAGUGAAUCAACUCACCAACAGGCCAUUCAUUAUUUACAUCAGAGAAGGUGAUACAAGUGGAUUUGAAAGUCUUCCAGUGGCUUCAGAUGCAGACUCGGACGUGAAUGGUAUUGUUAUGUAUAAACUUGUAGAGCAGACAAGUGAAGGUGUUCCAGUUCAAACACCACGGCUGAAUAUUAGUAUGACAUACUCUGAUUUUACACAGAAAUCGAACGGUAAUUCUGUUAGUUCACGUCAUUUAAAUCCAAAACUGACCCUAUUAAGACCAUUAGAUUAUGAGAACGUAGAUGACAGAGAAAUUUAUGCGACAUUCUAUGCCAUAGACGGUGGUGAUCCUCCUUUAACUGGAUCUUUGUCCAUAAUAGUCCGUCUAUUGGAUAUCAAUGAUAAUUCACCGACAUUUCCAGAAUACACUGAAGCAGAACGUCUAAUUAGUCUGCCGGAGAAUACCACCUUAAAUUAUAAACCAUUUAUCAUUGUCAAUGCAAGUGAUGCUGAUUCUGGCGAUAAUGGACGCAUCGUCUACUCCUUUAGUCCACUGGCCAGUAAUUUGGUCACAUCCAAGUUUAAUAUUGAUUCAAGAAGUGCAGCAAUUACAAUCAGGGAACCAUUAGAUUAUGAAAUCUAUUCAGAACGACAAUUUGUCCUACCGAUUGUCGCCAAAGACUUAGGCAGUCCACAACACUCCAGCACAACAACAAUCUUUGUACAAAUCAGAGAUAUUAAUGAUAAUGUGCCAACACUUGUAGUACAAGAGAAUAUUACAAUACCUGAAGGACAAGUAUUCACAAAACCUGUACUACGUUUCUAUGUAAGAGAUGAAGAUGAAGUAUCUCAUGGAAAUGUCAUUUGUAAGCCAGUUCCCUUGGAGGCGAACCACCUCGCUGACAAAGAGCUUGUAGCCGGUCAAGAUUUCCUGAGACUACAUCCAGUCUCUGAUACGGUGUUCUUUGUUUUCACUAAAGGUGUAUUCGACUAUGAGAGAACGCCUCGAGCAGCCUUACUGAUUGAAUGUUUAGAUUCAGCUGAUGAUGUGGUGAAAGGCAGAAAUGAACAACAACACCGUCAACUGAACAUCAUCCCCCACGAACAACGCCAACGCCAACAACAACAACAACAUGAACAGCUGCCACCUAAAUCCCAUUUGAUUCGUAUCACUGUGGCAAUAUCUGAUCAAAAUGACAACAUGCCAAUAUUUACACAAACAAAAUAUUAUGUAAAGAUACCGGAACACUUUCAUGAGAACUCAUUAGUCACAGAAGUGAAAGCUGAUGAUUUAGACAGUGGUGAAUACGGUGAACUGAUCUAUCAACUCGGUGAUGUGUCAACAAAGCCAAACAGUCUGAAAGAUGCCUCGAAUAUUAAGAAUAUAAUGAAUACACUACAUGAUAAACAACCCUUUCAGAUUGACCAGUCUACAGGAGUUAUUAAAGUAUUACACAACGAUCUAUUAGAUCGUGAACAAACUGAAUUUUUAUACCUACCAAUUAUAGCCAAGGAUAAGGGUGGUCUAACAGCAACUGCACAGUUAAUUGUCGAGUUAAUCGAUAUCAAUGAUAAUCCGCCUAAACUGGUUAGUUCCACCGAUAUAAAAGUUGAAGAAAACCAAAAAAUCAAUACUAUUAUUGAUUCGAUCCAUAUAAUUGAUUUAGAUAAGGGCAAACAUUCACGUAUCCAUUUAAUGCUAACACAUGAUGGAGAUGAUGAUAAUGGGGACGAUGUUGAUGGGAAUAAGCUGAUCAAUAAAGAAAUAACAAAAUAUGUUAAAAUGAUACCAGAUUCACGGUUCAAUUAUUCUAUGUCAACAUUGAAUGAAUUAAUCAGUGAUGGUGAUAUCAAAGCUCUGUUGAUUAGUCGAAUGCCUUUCGAUCGAGAGACAACAGCCAGUGUCUUUUAUGAAAUUGUCUGUUAUGAUGAAGGUCAACCAAUAAGGUAUAGUGUAACGCAUACAAUCACUAUACACGUGACGGAUCAAAACGACAAUACACCGGUGUGUACAUAUCCUAUUUAUAAUAGUCUGCUUGGAUACCAUCAUCAGCCCAAUCAGCCUCAUCCUAAUCAACAGCCAGUGAUCCAUAUCAACACACCUUUGCAUACUUUAGUCACACAGAUUCGAGGCUAUGAUCCUGAUCAAGGCUUGAAUGGGACUAUCACUUAUCAUCUGGAUAAAUCUACGAAUGGUAGUCAAUAUUUCUAUGUGAAUCAGACAACAGGUGAACUGUUCACCAAUUGGUCACCAAAUUUCAGUUUCCGCCAGACCAAGACUAAAACCAGCCCUAAGCGUAUUGAUGAACCUGUUGUAGGUGUUUAUCAAAUCCGUGUAUUACUUCGAGAUAUGGGCACACCGAGUUUAUCGAAAGAGACACAAUUCUAUGUGAAAAUCAAUCCAUUCAAUCCUAGUUUGAGUAAAUGGAGUACAGUUGAGGCACUGGACGCCGCUCAUCAAACAAUCGGAUCAGUGCCUAUGAAUUCAAAACUGCAAAAAAUAUGGUUCAAUAAUCGUUUCAUAUUGAUUUUAUUGAUUAUAUUUAUAAUAAUUCUUAUGAUUACAAUCUUUGGUAUAGUAUUCUGGGCUAGAUCACAUCGUAAACAGAAAUUGUGUCGAUCAGUGAAAACAAUCAUAUCAGAUAGGAAUGUGUGCAGUCCAGUGAUCAUGCCAACAGAGAGAGCACCAGCAUCAGUAACACUUAGGAAUGGAGCGCAGAGGCAUAAUGAGACGUUGCCUAUUUUAACCUACGAUGGAGUAGCGGAUAAAUCACCGAUUAUCAGCCAUCAACCUUCACAUUUACUCAGCGCAUACACUGAAAGUGAACAAAAGUUUGAUGGUAAUGACAAUAAUAAUAUUAGUAGUAAUAAUAUUACAAAAACUUUGGUGAAUACAUCCAACAUUGAAACAUUGAAUCAGUUCAGUUCACUAUGGCCGGAUACAAGUAGUGUAAACCAGUAUACAGAGAGAAAUGUUGGACGCAUCGACCGACACAGUACAUACUCACAUUUUUCGCUGAGUAGUGAUCAUAACAAUAAUAAUAAUAAUAACAGCAGUAAUGGUGGUAACAAGAAUAACUACAACAUACAUCAACAGACGGGUACUUUGAAUCACCUUCACACUAAUCCAGUAUUCUCAUUCCCUCUAGCAUAUAACACCUAUCAUAGUAGUACUAUGAAUGAUGGUGGUGGUCAUCGACUGUCUGUAGGUCAAAAGUUCAUCAAUUCAUCAACUUAUUCAUCAACAAAUCCUUAUUACUCAGCAUCAAAUAACACUGGACAUAACACGCUGAAUAGCAUUGGAUAUAAUAGUGAUAUUGUAGGGUAUAAUAAUAAUACUGGUAAUACUAUGAGAGAGAGAAAUACUGUGGGUUAUUUAAACUCUCCACAACAGAAGCAGCAGGUUCAUCAGUCAGGGGCUAAUUCUGAACACUAUUAUCCACACCUGCCAAUAAUACCUGACCGUGAUUUUCAUGAUCAAAAUCAAAAUCAAAAUGAAACUGUGAAAUUUUGGUGAGCUAUGACUGUGCCCGUUGCUGUGAUCCACUUGAAUCAUCAAUCAUACAAAAAACAAACACACACACAGUUCUCUCUUUCUAAAAUAAAAAUUAUCACUUUAUUCCACUUCCACUUUGAACUUGAAUUCAAGUCACUGUCUACCUCCGCCUCCUCCUUCACGACCACCACAACGACCACCGCCAGCAAUCUUGAAGGUUGUUCAACACACACACAUGUACAUCCCUUCUCUAUUUCUGAUCGCAGACUUCAAUGUUUCAUCUUUUAUUCUUUUGUGUGUGUGUGUAUACCGAUUUCUAAAAAUACAUAUGGAUGCUUCUCAGCUUUCUUCAGAAAGAAUAUUUUUCUCCCGCCUUCCCUUAAAUGACACACGCCUACUUGAUAUGCCCACUUGAUGUACAAUGAAAUACAGUUAAGAACCUGACUCUGGUGCUUAAAAUGUGUCUAUAUAAUUGUGCAUGUGUUUGCUUCUGUUUGUUUUCUUUUGUGCUGUACUGUACUGUGCUAUGCUGUGCUGUGCUGUCGCGUUUGUUUUCGCCUUCUACCUGAUCUCCUGUAAAGCAAAGAAAACAGUUUUCAAUUAAUGGUGAUGUAUAUUUUGCAGUGUGAAUAUCUAUGUACUGCAAAGAUGUUGCCCCAUGAAAAUGGCUAAUAUCCACACACACAUACACACACACACAGAGGUGCAGAUACACUGUGGUCUGGUAUUCAUGAUUUUGAUGUUUUGCAUUUCCG
Molecule: messenger RNA, 5426 nt
Organism: Trichobilharzia regenti
Lineage: Eukaryota; Metazoa; Platyhelminthes; Trematoda; Strigeidida; Schistosomatidae
Source: the annotation of a GenBank genome assembly